AUGUUUCGUCCGUCGUCGAAGUUGCAAACGCGAGUCAAGAACAAAAUGCGCAAAAAAUGGCGACUGUUUCACGCUACGGAUUUUCAAUCACUGAUGUUUCCCUGCUUCAUCAUCUGCCGUAUCCUCGGGAUAUUCCCGUACAGUAUCAACGGCUCGAAUUUCCAGGCUUCCAAAUGGCGCUGUAUCCUGGCGUCCAUCAAUAUCGUCAUUUUAUGCGUUAACGUAGCAGAAAUAUUGUACGAGAUGAACAUCACCAAAAGGAUUAACUUUGCGAAUCCAGCCAGGAUAUUUCAAAAUAACUGCUAUUAUCUUUCUGGUGGUUUCAUAGCGAUUAUCACAUACAUUCUGAGCGGUCCGCGAAUGCGCUUACUGCAGACUGUGAUGGAAGUCUCCUCAAGACUGCCGCCAGAAUCGUAUCAGAAAAUAGCCAAGUUCAUCCACGCCAAAGAUAUCAUCUUCUUUCUGUUUCUAAUUGGGCAAAUGUGUCAGUAUCAUUAUGGCAGUGUUUUCGACGUUCUGUACUAUUUUAUCGGACUGUACAUUACACUAGUAGUGUCUUAUAUGGACAUACUGUACAUGAAUUGUGUUUGCGUGCUGAAAGCCUGUUUUGAGAGGAUCAACGACAAUCUGGCGAGUCUGCGGAAGAUUGCGAUGAACGAUGAGCCGCAUUUUCUUGAGCAGAAUCAUUACAAUCAGAGAAAUCCGUUUCUACUGAUGGAGCUCAAGGCCCUGAAAAAGCAGCAUCUAAUAGUCAGCGACGUUGUGCAGAAGCUAAACAUAAUUUUCAGCCUGCAGCUUCUCGCCACCAUGGUCAUAAAUUUUACCCAGCUCACUUUUAGCAUGUAUUUCGUAGCAGAAUAUGUGUUCAAAAAGUACUAUUUCGGCCAGGAGAAAUCAGUUUUAGAUAUAUAUUUAUUAAUAUUCAUAUUGUUUCAUUCGAUAAGAAUGGUGAUGGUGGUUUGGUCCUGCGAGACGGGCAAGAAACGAGCUAUGGAAAUCACUACCACCGUGCACGACGUGCUCGUCAGCGCCAACGACAAGGAAGUAAAAAACGAGUUACAAUUGUUUUCUCUGCAAAUACUGCAUCGCGAUAAUACAUUUUCCGCAAAGGGUCUUACUGUGGACGCGACGCUUCUCACUGCGAUUGUGGGCAGCAUCACAACUUAUCUGUUAAUCUUGGUACAGUUCAUGAAUGCGGCGUCUAUUUGCGAUAAACUGCCAUCAGGCAACGCUACGUCAAGUAUUUAA
This is a messenger RNA of Linepithema humile (Argentine ant), 1248 nucleotides long. RefSeq lists its product as uncharacterized. Gene Ontology annotation, biological process: male courtship behavior; sensory perception of taste; chemosensory behavior. Gene Ontology annotation, cellular component: neuronal cell body; axon; membrane. The record is from RefSeq and is a predicted model, not a curated record. Lineage: Eukaryota; Metazoa; Arthropoda; Insecta; Hymenoptera; Formicidae.